Messenger RNA from Pelodiscus sinensis (Chinese soft-shelled turtle), 462 nucleotides. Its product is annotated as serine protease inhibitor Kazal-type 6. Gene Ontology annotation, molecular function: protein binding. NCBI's taxonomy places the organism in Eukaryota, Metazoa, Chordata, Testudines, Trionychidae. The record is from RefSeq and is a predicted model, not a curated record.
CAUGAGCACUGCAGAGAAAGCAUCUACCGAGCAGGCUCUUGCACUCGUGCUAAACAGCCAUGAACGCAGGGUUCUUUGUGCUCCUCAGCCUGUCUCUUUUCUUCUUCUCCUCCUCCGGCGCUGCCCGCAGAGACAGGCGCGCGAUCGAUUGCAAGGACUACAUGGACGAUGGCAUGUACUGCACCAGGGAGUCCGACCCCCACUGUGGCACGGAUGGCAUGACAUACGGCAACAAAUGCGCCUUCUGCAAGGCCGUCAAGAAAAGUCAGGGAAGCAUUGGACUGCGGCACAUUGGGAAAUGCUGAACGCCCCUCCCGGCUGAGUGUUGGGAGCUGCCCGCCUGCUUUCGGUUUCCGCCAGCCGCCGCAGGCCCCUGCCUCCAGCCACAGCCGCCCCUCGCCCUGCCCCCGGGAGCUGCGGGCGGCAGCGGCGUCUCCACUGCGCUUGUCCAAUAAAGAAACU